UUAGUCAUUGCGAGUCAUUUUAUUUAUAAAUACACAAUUUUGAAGAUUUUGAAUUUUGACCGUCAAAUUACAUAUAAUGAGCUUGGGCUGCCUGUGGCAAACAUAGAAAUAAAUAAGGGAAUUAAGAAAUAUUUUGUUUUGAAUAACAUCCACAAGGUUUCACAUUCGGUCUGACAGCAGGUUUAAGGGGCUUGAGAAAUGACGGAAGAAGAUACUGGAAAUAUUUUGGCAUUUUCAAGCAUACAAAUCUUUAUCGUAUUAUCGUAAGAAGGUUCUUGUUUUUGGGUUAUCAAGAGAAUGUGGAUUAUUUAAGCAUUUAGGAGAUAGCUAUAUGGAUUGUUUUAAAGAUCUUUUCUUGUGAUGUGUCACGCGGAUAAAUUUCGUGACGCUUUAGGUUUUACUUUCGCAAUAAAUUUACUUUGAAAACACCAGCAAUUUCCGCCUCAUCCUUUCGGUUCUCGUAGGAUGUUACAGCUCCUUUCAAGGUAGACGUUUUCAAAAUGGAUGAUUUGGUUCCCCAAAAGCUAGACGAAAUCAAACUCCCAUGGCCAGUUCAUCUGAACAUCGGAGGAAAGCACUUUACUGUUAGCCGUCGUACUCUUAUGGAGGAUUCAUCGACGUUGUUCCAUGCUUUGCUUUCCAACCCGAAAAUCAAGCCACAGGCCGAUGGCUGCUAUUUCAUUAACCGCGACCCGAAGCAUUUCCGCUACAUUUUAAACUUCAUACGCACUGGGAUAGCCAAUUUGCCUGAAGAUGCUAAAUCAUUAAAUGAAAUUCUCCUCGAGGCUCGAUUCUACCAGCUUCAAGGCCUAUUGGAACAUCUGACUCAGCCUUUCAUGUUGUUAAAAGGAGUUGUGGACUUAGCGACGUUGAGGGAAGCUUUCUCGGGUUCUUUAAUUCUUGGUUUGGAGCUGCGGAGCGCUCUAGCGGAGCUCGUGGGCGAAGGAGUAAAAGGAAGAGAGUACAGGUUGCUGUAUAGAGGAUCACGUGACGGGUGGGAGGCGGCGACCUUCCAUUUUCUGUCUGACAACAGGGGGCCCACGGUGACGGUGGUCAGACGAGGCGGAAGUGUAUUUGGCGGGUACACCUCCCAGUCAUGGGCAGGAUGCGGAAGUAAAACCGACCCAACUGCAUUCCUUUUCUCGUUGGUAAACGGCGCGGGACUCGGCCCGAGGAAGCUGCGUUUGAAGUCUGGUGAAGAGGAUCAGGCGAUUUUUUGUCAUCCUAAUGCCGGUCCCACAUUCGGCCAAGGCCGUGACCUCAGCAUCGUAGAUCAUGCGAACAUGAAUGGUCAAAACUGCAGCCGUUUGGAUAACACCUACGAGUGCCCCGAGGGACAAGUAGGGACGCUAUUCCUGACAGGGACAUUAACUUUUAGUGUGUCUGAGCUCGAAGUGUAUAGGGUUGUUAAAGAAUCGGCACCUCAUGUAAAAGAAGAUCAGUCUUUGAAAGAAGUCGCCAAAGAAGAUGAACCUUUGAAUCAGGUUACCAAAGAUGAGGUACAGUUGUCAUAGUGUUUGUUUUCGCUAACGCUAUCAUACAGGGGUGUAGUCAGGGGGGUGGCCUAGGGGACCCUGGCCCCCCCCUCUAGCAGCCAAAAAUACAGUAAAUGUGUGAGACAUGAUCUAAAAUACAGGAGAAAAUGCCUUUUAAGUCCCUUUUGGGCCCCCUCCUGUAAAAAAAUCCCGGCUACGCCGCUGUAAUAGUACUAGUUGUGAGUGUGAUGAGAGAUCUGCAAUUUUAUUGAUGCUUAUGAAAUCAAAUGUUGAAUAUCAUUCAUACGCAUGCUCGGAGACCCAGGGCAUAAAGGACGAAAAAUUAUCGCAAAAACGAAGCGUUAGAUGUGUAAGAGGAUGGGAGGGGACGGGAAGAGAAGGGAAACCCACGCCUUCUUUUCCCUCUCCCCCCUCGCUCUCGUCUCCAUUGUGGAUCUCCGAAGAUGUUUAUACGGAAGUUGACAAACUGUAUAUCAAUCAGUUAAUUUUUGGUAGAUGGCACACUUUUACAUAUAUCAAAAGUUGCACUUCCCAACAUUAAAGACAUCAAUAUUGUAAACUAAAUAAUACAUUAAAAUAAGACAACUCCCAUUUUUUCGAGUUGAACCUAGGCUGAAAUCAUUAGGUUUUGCAUUCUAGUAACAUGUUUACACGCGUCUUUUCACGACCAUCUAGUUUGUUUAAUUGUGGUUUUUUGCACUCUGUUGUCACUUUGGACAGGUGUGUGAUUACUAAGUUACUAAGUGUGACUACUGAUUUCAAUCUUGACUUGAACGCUGUUAUAAUUAUAAUUAUGCAUUUUUAAUUUCCUAUAUUCAUGGUCAUAAUGCCAGAAGACCUUUCAAGUAUUCGACUUGGCAGGGUUCAAUCACAAAAAUUAUUUUUUCAUGUAACCGAUAAAACAAUUCAUACCAAUAAACUCGUAUAUUUUUUUAA
Molecule: messenger RNA, 2432 nt
Organism: Nematostella vectensis (starlet sea anemone)
Lineage: Eukaryota; Metazoa; Cnidaria; Anthozoa; Actiniaria; Edwardsiidae
Exons: 2
Coding region: 501-1514 (337 amino acids)
Biological process (GO): protein homooligomerization
Molecular function (GO): protein binding
Source: RefSeq, a predicted model, not a curated record